AAAAAACUCACGAUCAAUUUUGGUGAGCUCCUUCAUCUUCUAGCCACGCACUUGUUCUUCUUCUUCUUCUCCUUCCUUCACAGUGCCCUCUCGCUCUCUGCAACACUCUUUAUUUAUUUAUUAUUUAUAUUCAUCGAUCCUUCUCUAUCUCUCUUUGAUCCUCUUCCGAUCGUCUUUUUUCCCGCGGUUUCGCCUUCCACCGUUUCCGGAUCUUAAUGGUUGAGAAGCAAGAAGAAGAAAUGAAUGAGUGUGGUGUUCUCAAUGGUGGCAAAGUAGGGACGUCUUCAGUGUCGUCACCACCACAAGAGAAAGGAAGGAAGAACAAGAGAAAGUUAGCUGAUCCUUCUCCACAAACUGCUGCUUCCUUGACUGAGUUCCCUCGAUAUGAGUUACAUUCACUCAAGUCUCAAAACCCUUUAUGUGAAAACGACUCCAACGGGCAGCUGAAAGCGGAAGAGUCUGAGUCUUUAGGAUGGGAUGAUCCGUUUGCUUGUCAGCUCGAACAGCUUUUAUCAUCGAGUUUACUCAACCUCUUCCGUAAUGCAAUGAAUCAGAUUAUGGAUUGUGGUUAUAGUGAGGAUGUUGUUCUCAAAGCUAUUUCGAGCAGUAGGCUCUACUGUGGAGGAAAUGAUCUCGUGUCAAACAUUGUUAAUGAUACCUUGAGUUUUUUGAAGAGUGGGAAAAAAGUUGCUGGUUCGAGAGACUAUGUGUUUCAGNCUCAUUCUCUUGACAAUCAGGCACUCAAGUUAGCUGGUGUUCAUGGAAUCGCAGUGGAGGUUUGGUGGGGGAUCGUAGAGCGUUUCUGUCCUCUUGAGUUCAAAUGGUCACUCUGUUUAGAUAUGGCAGACAGUGAAACACCUGAGAAAUAUCUUUGCAGCCCUGAAGGAUUGCGUAGACAGUUAGACCGUUCAAUGUUGUAG
Camelina sativa (false flax) is the source of this 920-nucleotide messenger RNA. The record is from RefSeq and is a predicted model, not a curated record. Lineage: Eukaryota; Viridiplantae; Streptophyta; Magnoliopsida; Brassicales; Brassicaceae.